CUGAAACUAUAAGGAAAAAAUCAAAUUUUCGCAAUUAAAUUCGCAAAUUGUAUAAGAAUUGGCCGCAAUUACCGAAUGCCCAAUCUAUAAAGUUAUGUGAAUAAAGAAAAAUAUACAGCAAACCCCUGUAUUUAACAAAUUCUUGGUGAUUAAGAAGAAAAGCAUGCGUCCGUCUCAAUGACGUCGUUUCGUUCUGUCGUCGCACUAAUGAAAGAAAUUGAAAAAAUGUGAAAUAAUUCCUCAAAGCUAUGUGCUAUGUGUUCAGCUGCUAAUGAGGAUGAUGUAAAUAAAUAAUAAUAUAAUGUGAAAUUGUUAUAAGUUGAUCAAAGUGAAAAAAUACAAAUCUUAAAAUGAGUUCUUCGCAUCCUCCAAGUGAAGGCAAUGUGCCCAGUGCAACAGCAGAAUCCGCUCCACCAACGCCAUUACCAACCAAACCGUCAACCUCUAAUGAGGUUAAUGGAAAUUCCUCCAUACCUCCAAAAAGUACUGGGGAUGUUGCAGGAGAAACAGCCAUCAAUGAAACUUCUAAGCCCAUUACAAAAGCUACCAACCCGAUGGGUGAUGGUAGACGCCUUAUACGCACCAUACGACCCAUAGAUGUAAGAAAAUUACAACAAUCUGGAUUGGAUCGUAAAAUAGCAGAAGCCUUAAGUAAACAAAAACAGGCGACGAAAUUGAAUACCAAACCAACAGCAACAACACAGCAAUCACUACCUACGAAACCCCUACCAACAAUCAACUCCAGCCCCAGCUCUGCAUCAAAUGUGCCUUCCAAUCAUGUGAAUAGUGUGAAAAAACUUCCCACAACAAGUGGAGUGUCUGCAACAUCAACAGCUUCUGCACCAUCAAAGGCGGCACAUCCAACAGUCCAUAUGCCGGUUAAAACUGCUGCUGCUUUAAAAUCGCCUUCUGCUCAGCCAAAGUCCACAAACGUAAAACCAAUAAUACCACCCAAAAUUACAAUUACCGCGCCGGAAACAACAUCGCCUAGCCACGAAGUCACUAAGCUACCAACCACAAAUGAUCUAACUCCUGAACAACGUAUGAAACAUGUUAAAAGUUUGCUACAUCAAAAGCUUAUGCAAAGACAGAACUCCUCACCGCCAACAUUCUAUGUCAAUGAAAAGGGGCAAAAACAAUAUGCCCAUCUGAAGCCGCCCAGCAAUGUAAUGCAGCAGUCUCCGCCACCUUUACAACCACCAGCACCACAAACAAUUCCAAAUUCAGCUACUACACCCUCAACACCACCCUCACGGAUUUUCACCAAAAAUUCCAGACAAUUAUUACAAAAUUCAGAUGUGGAACGAAGGCAUGAUCAGCAAUUCGCUGGAGAUCCAAAAGUACCGAUCAAUAAUGGCACCCAACAUGUGAAAGCAAGAAGUAAUACUGCCGCUCCACCCCAACAUUAUGCCAUUAGCCAUGACAAUCAAUGGGGGUCAACACCAAAUCUAUAUCAAAAAUCGGGAGCCUUCUUGCCAUAUUCAGCGCCAACUAUAAGUGGAAAUCAAUCGAGAAAUCCCUCAUUACCCAAUCAUGGGGGAGAUGAAUCGCCAUUUAAUAUAUAUUCUCAUAUAAAUCUGCCUGCUUCACACAGCUUGAAUGUGACACAACACAAUUUUAAGCUCAACAACCACAAUAGACAACAGCCUUCGGAUCAAUGGGGUGAAAUUUUUCAGGAUAAUUAUAAUCGCAAUGCGAACCAUAUACCAUAUUUGUCAACAACAGCCGCUCAACAUUUGCCCAAUCUAAACCAAGCGCUGCCCACAACAAUUGCAAACAAAAAUUAUGGCACACCUCCACCGCCAGCACCCCCACCCCUUUCAGCCUCAGCAAUGGCAGAUCAUUCAACACCCGAAUCCGAAAUGUCAAACAUCCCAUAUAACAAUAAUCCCGAUAUUAUGAUAAAACCUCUGAAUGCCAACAACAAAAACUUGCUAAAUUCUCCAUAUGUCUUUAAUAAAAACUUUCAAGGACAUGCAUUGCAACACAGCACCCCCAGCAAUAAGCUACCAACAAAGCCAAAAACGCCACAAAAAUCUCCCCAAGAUAUAGCAAGGAAGCUAGAUUUUGAUGGACAAACCAAGCCUCCAACUACCAUUGCCAAACCACAAUAUUACACCGCACCUAAUGUUCCACAAAUCAGUGGUGGUGGUGAUUGUGAUAUACCCAAGGCUUCGGUGAAGCCAGUACAUACUCAAAUUUCAAUGGUCAAACAAUCUGAGACAUCACCAGCUUCAAUAGCGAAACAACGAAUUGUAGUACCCGAUGUAUCUCCCCUAAAGACUCCUUUUCCCACAGCAAAUGUGCCGCAGGAGGCUCCAUUACCCAACAUUGAUAUCUUUAAGAAGCCCUAUCCAUCACCAAAUCAAAGUUACUAUCAAAUGUUGGCACACAACAAUGUCAUGGAGCCCCCCACAACCUCUUAUCACUUGGCCAAUAACACAUCCGAUGCAGAAGAGGCUGCUGCUGAGAGUGUGGCAAACACAACUUCAACUGUGUCCGUGCCUGUUAAUAAUUCCCUAGCUCCCAAUUCGCUAAUUGUUCUGGAAAACAAGGUACUCUCCCAGGAUGAAAUGAUUGAUUUGACGGCCUUACGUUUGUCCACCUCUAAAUUUGAUGCCCCACAGCGUUUUGCAAGGCCUCACAAGCCCAUUCCCGAAGUGGUUAUAAAACAAGAAAAUCCAGAUGAUUUUCCUGCAGCUGAAAGCACCUCUACAUCACCCAAAAUACAUGACUCUUCGGAGCAAACCUCGGUUACAGCUGCAAGUCCACCCUUGAUACAACCUCUGAACAGUCAAAAUCCCAAUCAAAAAGGCAUGGUACUUAUCUCUUCAAGGCAAAAUAAAAAGAUUAUUGUAAAUGCCUCGAAGUUGCAGUUACCGCCUGAGAAGAUUGCAGAUUUGGCAAAGAUUAUUGCCCAAAGGGCUGUGAACAAGGCAUCAAACACAAGUGACCAAACUGGUAAGAUAUCGGGGGGAGAGCGUCAGAUGCAAAUUGGCAAAACCACAGGGGAAGAUCUAAAGCCGAAAACCAUUGCCGGGCAAAAAGUUUAUCUGAUUGUGAGAAAAAAUACAACCCCUCAAAAGUCGGAUGGAAAUACGGCUACCACACCGGCAAUUGUGAGUUUUACAAAUAAGCAAGUACCUCUCCAGAAACAAAAUUUCAACACUCCUUAUCAACCCCAGCCUACCUUAAAUCAUGAAAGUCGCCAAGAAACCAUGCCCUCUAAAUCAACAAAACUCUCUUAUACGCCUACCAAAUACUUGAAACCAGCUGUUGAAAUAGUGGAUGAGCCCAUGGAUGAGGAUGACGAAGAAGCAAAUUUCUCCGCUGUUGACUUCAUUGCAUCAUUGGCCAAUAACAAUCCCAUUACCGAAGAAACCCAAUUAGAAUUAUCGCCCGAGGAGUUGAAUUUAAAUGCCUCUUGUGCCAUGAAUCUAUCACCUCUGCGUAUACCAAAUGCUGCUUCACCACGUAGACGUCACGCUUCCACAUCACAGUUUACCACACCGGGCGCCGAGGAUGUUAUCAGCCCCAGGAGGGUGCGUACCAAUUCCCAUAUGGACAUUGGAAAAGUUGUAAAUAUGAACAGCGAUGAUGAGUACAAUUCCUCCUAUGUACCCAUGGUGGACACAAUUAUUAUCGAAAGUUCCAAGGGCCGUGAUGUUCUGCGAAAAUCCGUAGAUAAUGGAGAGAAGGAUUCCAGGCAAACGCCGAUUUAUAGGCUUGGUGUUGAUCCUAAUUCAAUGUGGCAACCGAUAAAUACAAUUGGAGAAAGAGGAAAAAAGUCAUCAUCCCCGAAAGUCACCAGUACCAUGUCGCCACAAGAAGAACUCAAACAAUACCUAAAAGCAAGAUUACCACAAAUAAAAAUAGUUUCACCCUCCAAAUUAUCACCUAUUAAAAAAGAUAUGUCUAUGCCUAGGGAUAUUAAUUUUAAGGUGUUAAACAUGGCAGAAAACUCAGUAGAGAAUUUGAACAGAAAUAUGAAUUCAGUAGAAUCUGCCAAGGAACACAUUGGCAAUCUUAAUGAAAAAUUGCCUGUAGAGAGUUCUAGAAAUAUUUCCAUUGGAACUCCCACUAAUGAUUUGAAAAUAUCUGAAAUUAUAAGUGCAAGUCAUUCCGAUGGAGAAGAUCAAAUUAGAAAGAUUUUGAUGGGGACUUCAGUUCGGAAAAAGAAAGAAACAACCACAACAAGUAUAGAUGUGAAGGAAAUUUCAGUUCCCAAUAAGGAAGAGAGAAUAUUGAGCAAAAGAGAUUCUAUGCCAAUGGAAAACACUCUUCCUACAAGCGAACUCAUGAUAAACACACCAAUGGAAACGGAAAUUUCAGUUCCCAAUAGAGAAGAGAAACCUCAGCAACAAAUUACAACAGAUGAAACACCUGCCAACAAAACUGAUAACCAGAAUUCGACAAAGAAUUUCGAACAGACGUUGAAAAUUUCAAAUAAUGAUAAGAACAUAACUUCCUCGGAAGCUGGAAUUGGCAAUGAAACGCUGUCGGAAACUUACAACUCACAUUUAGGAAAAGACAAUGAGUCGUCCAGAGCGAAAGAAGCUGAGCCGAUUACCAAAACAUUAAAUAUUUCUGACAAAGAAGAGAAUAAAUCCAAAAACGGCGAGCCAAAUUCGAUAGUUUCGAAAAGAAUAUCACGUUUUAAGAAGGGUAAAAUCAAUUUGGUACAACGUAAUAAACCUACAGCGCCCACGGUUGGGGCAAAGAAGCCAAAAGAACAGAUGUCAACGGUGGCCACAACAAAUAAUGCUGCAGCCACCGCAAAGGAGAACGCACAACAAAAGCUCAAAGAUGCUGCAAUUUCAUCAGAUUCUAUGAAGACGAAAGGAGAUAUUGGAAUACAGCAGAACAAAGAAAUAGAACCAAAUUCAGUAGGCACCAAUGCAGAUUUAAUCGAAACAGCCGGAGAGAAGGAUAUUGAGACUAAGGGAGAAGAUCCAUUAACAACUAAGGCAUCGUCUUCCGAGCAAAACCGAGCAAAAGAAAUGUCAAAUGCUGUGGAAGUUACUUCAGAUUCUUUAAAUAUUGCAGAAAAUUGCAGGACUGCGAAAAAAGGAGAGAAAGAAAUCGAGGAAGCAUCCUGCGCAGAGCCGAGCACAGAACCAAUAUCAAAUGCAGCAGGAAAUUCUUUAGAAGAGAAUGAUCCCAAAACUGGUGGAACAGCAUCGAUUUUAAAUGAAAGUGCUUUAACAACCAUUGAAUUGGAAAACAGAGAACAAUUAGGAAAUCUAGCCGAAAAUUUCUCUGCCCAGGAGAACCGAAAACCAAAGGAAAAAGCAAUUGCUGGCAUGCAAAUUAGAGGGGAAAAUCAAUCCAAUACUGGCGGAAAAACAACACAGGAAAUCGAGAAUCCAGCAAUUGCCGAGAACAAUCUUGAAGAGUCUAAAAUUGCAUCUUUGGACAAAGAAUAUCCAUCGGCAUCUGUAGAGGUGAAAGAUUGUGAAAAAGCCACAAAACAAGCCCUGAUUGAAACGGGAAACGAAAUGGAUAUCAAUAUGACCAAGAAUGUUUUUGGGGAUGAAGAUGGAAACAAUCAGUUGAUGGAAACAUCACAAAGUGUGAACAGAGAGGAUAUUGAUUCUUCUAAUUCUGUAUUGCCUGAGGUACAAACAAAUCAUGCAAAUGAAACUGAGACUGUUUUAAAAACACACCAAGAUGUGGCCGAAACGAAAUCCUCUAAAGAUGAUAAUCAGGUUGGAAAGAGCGUUUUCGAAACACCUGAUGGCACUGAAACAAUUAUUACAACCCAGGAGUGCAAUGAAGACAUCGGUACCGAAAAUUCUAUUCUUUUCGAACAUCCCACAAAUCAAGUAUUAAAAGAAUCACCCGAAGCUCAAUCCUUAUCCAAGGCAUCUUCAAUUGCAACAAGUGAAGAUAUGGGACCACAAUCCAUAUCCAAAAGCUCUGUAGUUUUUAAAAGUUCUGAAAAACCUACAUGUCCAACAUCCGAUGAAGCAAAUACAGAUGGUUCAACUCAACCCCUCUCCAAGGACUCUGAAAAUCUUCUCGUUCCCAUGGAACCAAUUGAAAAUACUGGUACUGAGAAUUCGAAUGCAAAACCAUUAGAAACAAACACUGCAGCUCAUUCCAAAAAUUAUGAAAACGAUCCCCUAAGUUCUCAAGUUGAACGACCAGAUACUUCCAUUCCAGAGGUAUCAAAAAAAUCUGAGGAAAUUUCUACAACCGAGUCUCUUUCUUUGGACUCCAAUUCUAAAAAUGAAAACAAUGACACCUGCCAAAGCAUUGAAACAAUCCCGAAGCCUCCUAUUUUAACGGAGAAUAUCCCCACUCAAGCAGGAAAUAUUGGAUCGUUGGGAGCAAAUGAUGAUGUUAACCAAAACAAGAGGUGUACUGAAGAAAAUAUAACAGAUAAUAACACCACGACAAUAAAAGCAAUUGAGUCUAAAAAUCAGACACCUGAAAGUUCUGAAGGGAGGAAUAUCUGUCAGAUGCCGGAGGAUAUUUCUUCUGGGCCGGGUAUUGAAGGUGCUCAGCAUAAAGCAAAUGUUGAGGUAGAUGUAAAUAAUUCGUUGGAAAUUUGCAGAGAAAAUCAAGAUCUUUAUGAAUCAAGGGAAACUGGAAAAUCUCUUGAGAAUAACACAGGUUCCUCUCAAAUAUCCGACGGUGAAGAGAUACGUUCAAAGACCUUAAAUGUGGAACAAAUAAGAAAAACAAUCGAGGUAGUUAUGAAUGAAUCUCCUCACGAUUCCUUAUCGGAUAAUCAUUUGGGUACUGAGCAAAAUUCUUUAGAAGCUAAUAAUUCCUCCAGUGUAGAUAAAGCUGCUGCCAAAAAAUCUUUAGAUGCUAAACAUUCCAAUUCCCAGAAUUGCAACAAAACGUCGACCCCCAGGGAAAUGAGAAAGUCAAUCAAACAGCUAAUGAUGAAAUCUUUGGCGGAAGAAAGCAAACCAACUACUUCCGGAACAUUCUCGCCAGCACUGGAAACCGCUGCUCAAUCCAAAGAAUUACAAACUGUCCAGAUUUCUCUUGCUGAUAUUGUAAAGAAUCCACCAACAACGGGGCAACAGACACCCCCACCAAAAAUACCCUUUAAAAGACCCAUUAAUCGAAUGUCAAGAUUGGAGCAAAUUAAGGGUAUAAGGGAUUUACUAAAUAAAAUUAAGAAACCCGAAGAGAAGGAAGUGGAAAACAAAGGCAAUAAUUUACCUGGAGCAGAUGCUGGCAAGUCGAAGACAAAUGAGGAGUGUCAAGUUACUCUAAAUAUGUCUCAACCCACAAUAAGUAUUAAAAAGCUGAGCGAUUUAAUACCAGGUGACAGCUGGCUGCAGCGUAAACGUCAUAAAUCGGAAGGUGAAUCUGAAACAGUGCCGGAAUGUGCGGACUCUCCAUCGGGAUCACAUGAAAUUUCUGAAACGCCAAGUCCCAUAAGACGUAGAAGAUCUACCCGAUUGGGUUUGUGUAACAUUAAUGAAAGUAAAGUGGACAUACCUACGAGGGACAUACCUGCUGAGGGCAAGAUGUCAGAAGGUCUUAAGACUUCUAAAAAUCAAAAUCAAAUACCUUUAGGCAUGGAUGCGAAAGAUACCAAUUUGCCAGAUGAUAGUCCCACAAAAGACAAGGAAAAUCAAUUAAAAUGUUCUAGGCGGACACGGCGCUCUUCUAAACAAGGUGAGAAAAAUAAUGACCCCACAUUUGUGGAAAUCAGCACAGAAGAAGUGGGCAAGAGAACUCGACAUGCCUCUAAGACCGCAGAUGUUGCUUUCACUCCCUUUGAUAAAUUAAAGGACACAAGUUCUUGUCCCCUAAAAAGAAUACGUUUAUGCUCGAAAUCCAGUGACACCGAGCACACCUCUGAGAGACUUCCUCAUUUAUCGUCUUCGCUUGAUAUUAGCGAUUCUUGUCAUGAUAGCACCACAGAACAUAAUUCAGGGAAAAUCUCAAGCCAGAGUCCACGAAAACGAUUGCGCAAAACAUUGGAUGAUAUUAAAAAAUCCCAUAAAAUUGCCAGUGACUCGGAGGAUGAGCGAGAAUUUGAUAGCAUAUCCAAUGGCUAUGGAGAUGAGGAGGGUCCCAGUGAUUUCCUUGGGUUUGAAGACAAUUCCUCCCUAGGAUCAUCGAGUAAAUGCAAAACUCCUGAUACACACUCCAUGGAUGGCCAUGAAAAGAAUUCACCUACCAAGGCUUCCACAACCAAGGGGGGCACAUUGAAAAAUUGGCUUACCACCGGCAAGGCAAUUUCACCAACGUCCAUUAAAGAUGGAGUGGCAUCCAUAACGACGCGGCAGCGUCAACGUUCUAUGCCACUGAAAAAGCGUUGGGAUGCCAAACAAAAAUCAAUAGAAGAGACUGAUAUAACCGAUGAUAGCACACCUGCCAAUGAUGAGGACGAUGAUGAUGAAGAGGUGCAGAAGAAUGCGUUAGCAGAGGCCUUAGAUGAAAAGAAAAUCAAGGGAAAUAAAAGAUCUGUAAAAACUGUGAUUAAUAGCGAUAAGGAUUCAUUAAGUGCUAAAAGGAGGAAGAAGGAUAACAAGAAGGAGGCUUGCAAUAGCAAUGUUAGUUCUAAUACCACAAAAUCUAUGGCUGAACCAAAAUCGGUGGUGAUAUCCUUAAAGGGGGAGACAACAAACAAAAUAUCUGAAACUGAUUCUGAUACCCCCUCGGCCGUUGGUCGGAGAGUAAAACGCCCCCGGAGGCGUUUAAUUUCCGAUGAUUUUGUAACGGAUGCAAAAAAUAACAGGGAAUCAAAUGAUAAAGUUAAUGAACCACCCAGAGUGGAAAUCACCGUCGAAGAAAAGCCAGCAAGCAGACGCAAACAAAGAUUUCCCCAAAAAGAAAUGCAAAAUGAGAUUGAAAUCAUAGAACCAUCAGAGAAUAAUACGGCAACCAAUGAAAGUCUUGUUGAAACGAACGAUACGAAUGAGGAGCUACUCAUACCUAUGCCCUCGAAGAGAAAACGUGAAAGAAAAAAGAAAUAUGAUGUAAACAUUCCUGAAAGCGUUGCCACUAAUACACCUGCAGCUAAAGCAAAAAGAGAGAUUUCUAUAAAACCGACAACAUCUUCAAGGCGGCGAUCGAAAAUCGAUCGAUCACAGGCUGUAGAAGAGGUGAGUCAAGAGGCCACAAAAGAAUCCCUUGAAGUCUCACAAAUCAAUGAAACUGCAAUCGAGCAAACGGAAGAGUUCACAACGCCGUCCAAGCCGAAAGGCAAACGGGGAAGAAAAAAGAAAAUACUCACAGAGUGCGCAUCAUCAACCUCAAUAUUGGAUGAUGGAAAAGUGGAGAGUCCACAGAAAAUCGUAGAACCACUUGAUGUCUCACAACCCACGGAAGAGUUCACAACACCACAGCCCAAGGGUAAACGGGGAAGAAAAAAGAAAAUACCGAAUGAAGUUGAUACGCCGGAAAUAAGUACUCCUCAAUCUGAUGAACCCAAAACACCUGCAGCACAGAGUAGGCCAAGACACAGGACAGCGGAAAAUCAAUUUAAUGUUCGCCUAUUGCUCAUAACCAAACGUGAACAAUUGGAUACGGAUGAGGUACUAACAUUCGAGUCCAAUCCAGGUUCGGGACCAAUUCAGUGUGGCCUCUGUUUGAAACGUACCACCGAAUCCAAAUGGAUAAUUCAUUUGUCACAACAUUACGGUGUUGGCUGGAAGAUUGGAGAGCAGGAAGUGGAAAUAGAUUAUCGUCCCUCAGUUCUAAAUGCAAUAAUAACCUUUCUCAAAGACACCGAACUAAAGGGCUUAGCCUGUCGCAUGUGCAACAAACUCUAUCGUUCGGGCUUGGGACUUUUAACGCAUAUUGAAAAUUGCGGCAGUGAAGCUCAACGGGCGGACUGUGAAUAUUGUCAUCGGAAUUAUGCUCUUAGUACGUUGACUGCACACGUACGAUCGUGUCCGGAGAAAUUCAAACAAUUGAAGGAAACCGAAUCAUCCGAUGCAGCUGAUAUUGCGGACACGGCGCCGGCGGAGGAACAAGUUUUAAGUGCAACAGGUCGGGCAAAACGUCACUCGACAAUCAAGGCUGAAACGAAAAUCAAACAACUCGGUGCCGAUUUGAUUACGAAUGCUGAAGAAAAACAUGAUUUCAAUCCACAGGAUUUCAUACGUUAUACAGCUCCGUUGGGUGAUGAUGUGCGAGAAAAGUGGUCCAAUGAUAUCAGGAAAUUUGAAAAAGCCUUUUGUCCGAACAAAUUGUGUCAAUUUGUAAGCGAUAAAAUCGAGCAGCUAGAACAACACAUUGCAUCUUGUCGUUUUAUUGCAAAACCGGGCUAUUAUUGUACAAGUUGUAAACGGCUUCGUUUCGAAACCGAAAAGGAAGCUGUGACUCAUGUCAAUGCAACCCAUCAUCCCAAAGAAGAUUUUUCUCUAUCCGAUUCGGAUUGUAACAUUAAAACCGAUGAUGAACAAUCAUCGGAUGAUGGUGAUAAUGAUUUAUCCGAUGCUGUCGAAGAAGAUGAAAAUGAAUUGAACGAUGUGGAAACUGCUAAGAGUUUUAAGAGGAAGAGAACAUCAAAAGCAAUGCCAACCGGAAUUAAUUUCCGCAAAAGAGUCUUUGAAAAACGCAACCGUGAUGGCCCAAAUAAAAUGGUUUUGGAAAAAUGGUUAAAUUUCACAAGCCUGAAUUAUUCCAUGAAACCCUUGUUUGAGAAUUUUAAGCCGCAAUACGCCAAAUGCAAUAUGGAAAAUUUGGAAAAAUAUCUACCAAAUCAAAAUAUUUCCAUGAAAUUUGUCAUGUCAACGAAGAAGAAAUUGCCACCUGCCAUUGGUUUGCCUCCCGAUGGCGAUGAGGAAUGGCAACAAAUUGAACGUUUUGAAAAAUUCCAUUAUGAAUCUGAUGCCAUUUGUUUUGUGGGUGCCCCGAUUAUCAGCUGUUCCUGGAUACCAUUACCCAAUGAUGUUCGUGAACAAUAUCUGUUGGUAGCCUAUCGCAGAGAUAUGUUUAAGUUUACAAAAUUUCAAAAUCCCAAACGUUUCAAAACGAGUUUAGUUUUGUUUAAAGUUACGCAAAAUAAGAUGCAUGGCAAACGAGUGCCGGAAAUGCAUGUGCAUUACAUCAUUGCCAUAGAAAAUGGUCCAGUUUAUAAUAUGGCAUUUCUACCAAGUGGCGGCUACAAUUUGGAGGAUAAUCGUCUGGGUUUGGUUGCUGUGGCAACAGCUGAUAGUAACAUAAAUAUUUAUGCCUUACCCAUUGAGGUGUCUCCGAAAGCAGAAAAUUCCAAUGACCUUACAGUAAUUGAAUUGAAACCAAGUUUUGAAUUAAUGAUAGACAUUAUGAGCCAGCAUGGCAGUAGUGAUGAUCAUGUCUUGUUAAAUCCGCAAUGUUUGCAGAUAUGUUGGUCGGAGUUUAAUGGCCACAACCAUAUCUUUGCAAGCUAUUCAAAUGGCUGUCUGGGUAUGUGGGACAUAAGUGAUGAUGCUGAAGAGAACUUAAAUCGGUUUGAAGUUAAUGGUAUCAUACAAUAUGCUCCCUUGAACUACUUUUAUGUGGGAGAAAAGGGCGUACGCUAUUUUGCUGUACACUAUGACAGCCUUGGACCCCGGUGGCUGGCAUUAAAUUGCUUUUACCGCAAAUUUCUUAUAUAUGAUAUACGAAAUUUCAAUCUGCCUAUACCAUUGAAGGAAGAUUAUGCACGUAAUGUGGUGCGUGGUCUGGAAUGGUGUCCCCUAUGGGAACCUGUCAUGGUGGCCUAUUGUGAUGCAAUACCAAAUAAUGGCCGUAGUGUGUUAUUGAUCAAUCCCACAAAUAUUAUGUCACAACAACAAAAAUUGGAUUUUGUUGUCAGUGCUGUUACCGGUGUCCACUAUAAUCCAUGGACAAAUAUGUGUGUGGAAUCGGUGGAUAAUGGUGAUAUCGUAUUUAUGGAUUGUCGUGAAAUGCACUAUGAACUGGUGUUGGGUAGAAAAUUUGGCGAGAGGCGUAUACUUUCUUCGAUGGACAUUAAACAAUUGGACGGGACACCACUGAAAAGACUGACGGAUGUUAAAGAAAAUGAAAAACUUCAAAUGGAAUGGUCAAUGUAUGAUAAUGACUAUAAGGAGAAGUAUGGGUUGGUUUUACAACCAUUGAUAAAGCUCAAGGAAUCAUUAAAAAGCACUUACUUGAGUGAAAAACGAAGAGCUCCCAUUAAUGUUACACCCUAUUUGCGUAUCAAUACCCUGCGUUGCAACCUCAAUAAAAGUGCAAAGAAAUUAGUUGCUGUUGGCUAUGAAAAUGGUUUCAUACGUAUUAUACAUUUCGAUAAGGACUCACAAUACCGGAAUUGUUAAGGAAAACCAAAACAAACAUUAUGAAAACAUUGUAUACUCUAUUGUAAAUAAAUUUAUUAUUAUAGUAUAUUGUGUAAUAUACAUAAAUAUUAUUAUUAAAAAAAUUGUUAACCUAUGUAGUCUCUAUGAACUCUACAUAAUAAUGUUUAAUUUAAUUUAUUACAAUUUAUUUUUAAUACUUAAUUUAAGAGACUUUGUAAUAUUUUGUUUUAAUUAUUUUGAAUUUAUUGAAUUGUUCUUUUUUCUUGAUAUUUAAAUUAUUUUUUAAUAAAUAUGUACAUCUAUCAUAGUUUUUUUAUUAUUAAGUUUGAUCUUUUUUUGGAAUAAAAUAUAUUAAAAACAAGUCAUGAAUUUUUCCAAAAGAACAUAUUGUGGAACAAAAAAAAGUAAUUCUUAUAACAAUGAACAAAAUUUUUAUAUAAUAAAUUAUGUGAAAUAAUAUCUAAAGUUGUUUUUACUCGAAUGUGUUUACUUAAU
Molecule: messenger RNA, 12722 nt
Organism: Musca domestica (house fly)
Lineage: Eukaryota; Metazoa; Arthropoda; Insecta; Diptera; Muscidae
Exons: 10
Coding region: 351-12245 (3964 amino acids)
Biological process (GO): transcription by RNA polymerase III
Cellular component (GO): transcription factor TFIIIC complex
Molecular function (GO): protein binding
Source: RefSeq, a predicted model, not a curated record